AUGGUCACCGGGAUAGAGACUGCUGGCCUGAUUCUCGGAUCGAUACCUCUUAUCAUCGAAGGCCUCAAAACCUAUCAGAAAGGAAUCAAAUCCGUAAAGAGAUCGGCCAAAUACGACAAGCUCUUAUCUGGUGCAUACUCAGAAUCGGAGGAUUACAUUGAACUUGGGGACGACUUCUGGACUGGAUUCUCGACAGGAAUGACUAAUCAGGCUGUGAAGGAUUACCUCGGCGAAAGGAAGCAGCAAUAUUUCCACGACCUUCUUGACGAAUUUGAGCGCUAUUUUGCCAAACUGGGGAAUGCUUUGAAUCAUGUUGAAAGAGCUGGCAAGAACAACCCUCAGAGGAAUCAUUUGACUCUAUCAGACCUACAUUCUCUUGCGAAAUUACGCGACACCCCCGGCAAACAUGUCUCGAAGCGAGUGUGGUAUCUCAUCAAGGAGCAAGACAUCACAGAACUAAUAGAAGAACUCGAUGCGAUAAAUGUAGAUAUGGAUCGGCUAUUGGCACAUGCUAGUAUUCUAGCUCAACACAAAAACAUUCAGGAAUCCAGGAUCAUUUCCGACGAGCGGCAUGCAAAGGCGUUGGCUUCAUUACUAAACCAAAUCCGAAAUUACGCAGACAGACUCUUCAAUGCCUUACUUUCGGCAUGGAUUCCAGGUUGCCAUGCAUCACACAACGUUGCAUUGUUUCUUGACAAGCCAACAGUCCCAAAAUCGGGCCAUCCAAGCUCAGAAUCAUCAUUCAAGUUUCGAGUGAUAAUCUGCGGCAAACCUGAGGAUGGCGUUGCUGUGACUCAUGGAAUAUGUUCACCGGCUCAACCAGUAACAACCCAAACUCCAGUUACUCCUGCGAUAACAGUCACGCUGUUGAAUCAAGCAUCAACUUCUGUUGUGUUGGGCAGAGUCACGAACCUUUGCGAUGCCGCAAUCAGCGCAAAACAGACACUGAAGCGCCUAGGCCUGAUUCUACGUAAUGGUACAUCUCUCAUGAGCGACAACAGGAGUAAUGAGCAUUGUGAAUCUGCACUUUGGAGCACAAUCAACUUGGAGAGUUUCCUUUCUACCAACAGAAUGGGCCCCGCGCAAAAGGUUAAACUGGCGUUAAAGCUUGCCAUCUCCCUGCUUCAAUUCAAGAGCUCUCAAUGGUUUCAGUCGUCGAUAUCAGCCCAGGUCAUUCACUUCCGAAAAGCAGUUCAAGCCGGGAGGGCACACUGCAUAGAAGUAGAUCAACCACUGGUUCUGCAGUCGUUUUGCGAUCGGACUCUAGAGAGGUCGGCGGGACACAAGCCAAGGCAAAUGCUCUUGGAACUCGGAAUCUUAUUCAUGGAAAUAUGGAACGGGGAGACGAUGGCGGCGUUUGCCAAACGACAUUACAAGAUUGAUGAUGUUCCACCAUUGAUGCGUCAAGGGAUCGCCACGGAAUGGUACGAAGAAACAUGGGAGCAAAUGACCAACAAUUAUGGCGGGGUAGUCAACACAUGUAUGGCUUUUGCACUCGACUACAACCGAGGAAUGCAAACUUGGGAGGAUGAAGAUUUGAGAAAGUCGGUUUGUGCAAAGAUCAUUAGCUGGUUGAAUGAGGAUUGUCUGGCUUUCCCUUAA
Messenger RNA from Mytilinidion resinicola, 1602 nucleotides. RefSeq lists its product as uncharacterized. The transcript has 5 exons. The record is from RefSeq and is a predicted model, not a curated record. Lineage: Eukaryota; Fungi; Ascomycota; Dothideomycetes; Mytilinidiales; Mytilinidiaceae. Bases 1 to 1602 code for a protein of 533 amino acids.